GCGGCGACCCGGUCGGUAUUCUUGAUCGGCAGCUUCCUGUGUCCCGAGGCGUCACCCGUAGCCCAGCUUCUGGACCGGUUAGAACAAUGGAAGGUAACGGGUCGAUCGACAUGUUCUCAGAGGUCCUAGAGAACCAGUUCCUCCAGGCUGCUAAGCUCGUGGAAAGUCACUUGGACUCUGAAAUUCAGAAACUGGAUCAGAUCGGUGAAGAUGAGCUCGAACUCCUCAAAGAAAAAAGGCUGGCGGCACUCAGGAAGGCCCAGCAGCAGAAACAAGAGUGGCUCUCUAAAGGACAUGGGGAGUACAGAGAGAUUGCCAGUGAGAGAGACUUUUUUCAAGAAGUCAAGGAGAGCGAAAAGGUGGUUUGCCAUUUCUACAGAGACACCACAUUCAGGUGUAAAAUACUAGACAGACAUUUGGCAAUUCUGGCCAAAAAACAUCUGGAAACCAAGUUUUUGAAGCUAAAUGUGGAAAAGGCACCAUUCCUCUGCGAGAGACUUCGGAUCAAAGUCAUCCCCACACUAGCGCUCCUGAGAGACGGCAAGACACAAGACUAUGUUGUGGGAUUCACCGACCUAGGAAAUACAGAUGACUUCACUACGGACACGUUGGAGUGGAGACUUGGUUGUUCUGACGUUAUCAAUUACAGUGGAAAUUUAAUGGAGCCACCAUUUCAGAGCCAAAAGAAAUUUGGGACAAACUUCACAAAGCUGGAAAAGAAAACUAUCCGAGGAAAGAAAUACGAUUCUGAUUCUGAUGAUGACUAGACUGUGCUGUACUUGUAAACCGUCUGUCUGUCUGUCCACUUACUUCAGAGUCAAGUGUAUUUCUACAGUCCCUUGAUUUCUGUCCAGUGCCCACACUACUUCCACAUGGAAGGACGUCAUUAAUUACUAUAUUGUGUGUAACUUAAGAAACAGAUAUUUUAAGUUACCUGGAAAGGGUCUGGAUUCUAUUUUUUGUGAUUAGUUUUAUCAUAACAUAAUUCUAUUAUCUUUAUACCACUCACACUUGUGUUUUUAAUCUAUUGAAUUAGAAAUAAAAAUUCAGCCAACUA
Molecule: messenger RNA, 1057 nt
Organism: Phodopus roborovskii (desert hamster)
Lineage: Eukaryota; Metazoa; Chordata; Mammalia; Rodentia; Cricetidae
Gene: Txndc9
Product: thioredoxin domain containing 9
Exons: 5
Coding region: 87-767 (226 amino acids)
Biological process (GO): microtubule cytoskeleton organization
Cellular component (GO): cytoplasm
Source: RefSeq, a predicted model, not a curated record